CCUGGGAUAAUUUCCUCUCCAUACCCUGGGGCGGCUGGUUUCGCCCCUGCUAUCGGUUUCCAUCAGGCAGGUCUGUCUAUGCAGACGAUGCCUGGUGCUCUGGGACAUCUCACCAUCCCUUCAUCAGCAAUGACAGGACGGAUGACCAUCCACGGCAUGGCCCCCACCAUCAUCCACUCUGUGCUCCUCGUCUCCAACCUCAACCCCGACAGCAUAACACCACACGGGCUCUUCAUUUUAUUCGGAGUGUAUGGAGAUGUUCACCGAGUCAAGAUUCUGUUCAACAAGAAAGAGAAUGCCUUAAUACAGAUGGCAGACGCCACGCAAGCCCAGCUCGCGAUGAGCCAUUUGAACGGUCAGCGUCUGUAUGGUAAGGUGAUCCGUGUGACCAUCUCAAAGCACCAGACGGUGCAGCUCCCCAGGGAGGGUCAGGAGGACCAAGGCCUGACCAAAGACUUCAGUGGGAGCCCGCUGCACCGCUUCAAAAAGCCCGGCUCCAAGAACUUCCAGAACAUCUUCCCUCCCUCUGCCACCCUGCACCUCUCAAAUAUCCCUCCCUCCACUACGGAUGAUUUUCUGAAAGACCUGUUUGCCAGUUCUGGAUACACAGUCAAGGCCUUCAAGUUUUUCCAGAAGGACCGCAAGAUGGCGCUGAUCCAGCUGGGUUCGGUGGAAGAAGCCAUCCAGGCUCUUAUCGACCUCCACAACCACGACCUGGGGGAAAACCACCAUCUGCGAGUGUCUUUCUCCAAAUCCACCAUCUAGCACCCCCUUCACUACAAACACACCCUUUCCCCCAUCCUCCCCAUACCAGCCCUUCUACCUUCAGCAGUCUGACUGUUUCGUUCAGAGAAUAAGACUGACUGACAAACUCUAAAAGAAACAUUACAGAUAUUCAUGGGGUAGUUUUAGAGAUUUCCAAACAAAAAAA
Molecule: messenger RNA, 931 nt
Organism: Sinocyclocheilus grahami
Lineage: Eukaryota; Metazoa; Chordata; Actinopteri; Cypriniformes; Cyprinidae
Product: polypyrimidine tract-binding protein 3-like
Exons: 7
Coding region: 79-765 (228 amino acids)
Biological process (GO): mRNA processing
Cellular component (GO): nucleus
Molecular function (GO): RNA binding
Source: RefSeq, a predicted model, not a curated record